AUGGCGAUCCUAUCGGCUCGACUCAAACCCGGUCGCAGAAAGCUAACCAGGCCUAACGUGGUUCCUAGCAAGGCAGCCGCGCCAACACUGGCGGUGCAAAAGGUAGUGGAGAAGCUAGAGCUGUUGGAGCUGCCAAAGAGAGCAUGGAGAGAAGAAGAUGAUUCCAGCCAGUGCAGCGGAAACCCGUCAACAACGCUUGUGCCAAGACUGGCUACGCUGAUCAUCGAGGCUGGAAUCUCCGCAGAUGAUUCUCUGAUUGCCUGA
Messenger RNA from Aspergillus tanneri, 264 nucleotides. RefSeq lists its product as uncharacterized. The transcript is spliced from 2 exons. NCBI's taxonomy places the organism in Eukaryota, Fungi, Ascomycota, Eurotiomycetes, Eurotiales, Aspergillaceae. The record is from RefSeq and is a predicted model, not a curated record. The coding region runs from base 1 to 264 and encodes 87 amino acids.